Molecule: messenger RNA, 1934 nt
Organism: Ctenocephalides felis (cat flea)
Lineage: Eukaryota; Metazoa; Arthropoda; Insecta; Siphonaptera; Pulicidae
Gene: Rip11
Product: rab11 family-interacting protein 1
Exons: 10
Coding region: 106-1788 (560 amino acids)
Biological process (GO): regulated exocytosis
Cellular component (GO): intracellular membrane-bounded organelle
Molecular function (GO): small GTPase binding
Source: RefSeq, a predicted model, not a curated record
AUUGUCAAAUGCUUACGAAAUGGUUUAUUAGUGUUUGCUUGUUUGUUAAAAUUUUGUUAUUAUAUUUUAUUUUGAACUAAAUUUAUUGAUAGUGUUUAUGAAGUUAUGUGGAGUCCAACGCAUGUACAAGUGACAGUUCAAAGAGCAAGAGGAUUAAUCGCAAAAGGUAAAAAUGGAACAAAUGAUUGUUUUGUUACAAUUGGUCUUGGAAAGGAUAAAUUUCAAACAAGUGUGAAGGAAAAAUCUGGAGUUAAUUUAGAAUGGCAUGAAGAAUGUGAAUUAGCCAUACCUGCUCAAGGAAACACGGCUGCUGUUGUUUUGACGGUAUUGCAUAGAGGAUUUUUAGGUGUUGAUGAAUUUCUAGGUCGCGUGAAUAUUCCCUUAGCUGAUCUUGAUGUCUAUGAAAGACCAAGAAGUCGUUGGUACCAACUAGAAAGUAAGCCUGGAGCUUCGGAGGAAAAAAAAGAAAAAAAACGUGGUGAAUUAGAAGUUCGAAUACAAUUUACUGUGAAGGCUGGAAGUUUAACUGAUCUGAGCAAGGGAGGGAAACAUAAAGGAAGCUUAGGAAAACUUGCACAAAGUGUCGGAGGCAGUUUAUUGAGUAUAGGAACAUUAGAAAAUCGUAAAGGCAUAAAGAAAUUUGCCAAAUCGCUAGGAUCGCGGGUACAUUUAAAUCGAAAAGAUAAAAAACGCAACGGUAGUGUCGACCAGGACAGCAUUGGGAGCGGUUCUAGUCUGGGUUUGGACAAACCUGGUCAUGUUGCAAUUUCUGGCCAUGGUGACGGCUUAAGUCGUGGACAGAGAGCCGGAGAGGCAGAUCCUGGUGUCAUAAGUGAAGAUGAUGAUGAAUUUGCGUUUGACGACUUAUCUCACAAGUCAUCAGGAAGUUCUCUUAAUACAAACACAAAUUCUGCAAAUCAGACAUCUCCUAAGCUGAUAAACUCAAAUCCUCCUCUGAAACGUCCAAAUUCGUUCACCAUAAAGUCUGAUGAAAAUGGACCUGAUUCAGCAGACAACAGUCCUGUACCGGCGGCUAGAACAAGCAAAACAUUGCCUAGAGUUUCAAGUACCCCCUCAGCUAACAAAAAUGACAAUGUUCUUGAUGAAUGGGAGCAGAAACUAUAUGGACGUACUGAUGGGGCUGCAUUGCCAGGUAGCACGGAUUCUUUAAAACGUCGAUCAUGGAUACCUCCUAGUUCAAACGCGGAGAUAAAUGCUGAACCUGAAAAGUCUUCAAAUUCACCUAUGAAUAAUUUGAACAAUUCUUCAGCUUCUUCCAGUAGUCUUUCAAAAUCAUAUGAUAAAUUGGAUUCACUAAGUUCUUCUCCAAAAAUAGGAGAUAUUAGUUCCACUUUUAUUGAAAAUGAGUCUAAAUAUAAUAUAAAAAAUAAAUCUCAAACAUUAAAAGAAGAUAUCAAGGAAAGUUCUCGAGGCUUAUUUGCAAAUAAAUUACGGAAAUUUAAGAAAGAUAAGCAUGCAGAUGAUCAUCAUGUAAACGAAAGGAUAAUAAUUGGAGGAGAAAAUGAAAAUGUAAAAUUGAAGAAGGGCAGUACCGUUCCUAGGGAAAUUCUGCAGAUGUUUGAUGGAAAAUCCAGAGAGGAUAUCAUAUUAACAGCACAUAAUUUGCAAGCAGAAGUGCAGUCAUAUAAGCAAAAAUGCCGAGAACUAGAGGAUUAUUUAGAUUCUCUACUCUUACGAGUAAUGGAAACCACUCCUAGAAUUCUACAAAAUCCUUAUACAUCAAAUGCAAUAUCAUCCAGAACAUCAAAACAUAGUUCAAGCGGCUGAUCUUCUUUAACAUUGGCGUUAAGAUAACUCUAACUGCAACACUUUGUCACAAUUUGACAUUAUGUAAGUACAUAAAUUGAAAUGAAUCUUGAAUGGAACAUAACUAUUAAUGUAUGAUAGAUAUUUUAAUCUUAGUGCCUUUCGUA